AGUUUUUAUCAUUGGUGAAUAAACUAAACAUGAUAAGCUAGGAAAAAGAAGGUCUCGUAUUUGGCAUACAAAAAAGAAUAAAAAGUGGGUUAUUUGUCUCAGCCUUCUUUUUUUUUUAUUAUUUAUUUUUAUUUUUUAUUCUAACUAUUUUUAAUCAGGUAAAAGAAAGUCGUAUUGCCAUUCCUUUUCUCAAAAACAUGUCCUCAAGAAAGAACUCUUGCAAUUUUGACAUUAGUCAGUAUAUACCCAAACGAACGUCUUCCAAUGGAACCAACGUGGUUAAAAUGUUGGAGGCGUUUCAACCAACAUUAAAGCAAAGGAAUGAUUCAAUAUGUUCCAGCAGCUCUAGAAUUACUGUUUCCAACCCAGACAUAUUCUCUCGACUGUUGGGCAAGAGGCUAUCUUUGCCUACCACCUUAUCCCAAGAUAGAAGGAUUCAAGUUACUUUGGAUGCAGAUACUUUCAUCAGGCUAUGGAUCAAACACCUCAGCAACUCACUCGAUAUCAAAUUAGCUGUAUUGUACAAACUGGCUGUUCAUGCUGACCCAGACUAUUUUUUGUUUUACCACGAGAAUGGUAGACAGUCAACUAUUCCUUUAAAUGACGAUGAGCUGGUCUAUAUUUGUCAGAUAUCCGAUGAUAACCGCACCAACAGAGUACUCGUUGCGCCCAUAAAUGGUUUCAUGUUAGUUCCACGGCAAAGAGAUGAUUAUUCUGGAUCAAACUACUACGUUCUGAAAAGUACCGUAGUAGAUAGUCCUACGGAUACUCAAUUGAGUGAUCCAGACACUAUAUCUUUACCUUCCUCCACUGUCUCUUCUAAUGAAAUUUGGACUACUAGACCAUCUUCUUCUACCGUAUCCUCCAAUGAACUUUGGGCUAUUAAACCAUCAUCGUCAGCCUCUUCAAGACCCUCAUUGCCUUCAAGUGAACUCUGGGCUACAAAACCAUUAAUAUCUUCAAGUGAUCUUUGGGCGACAAAGCCAUCUUUACCAUCAUCUGACCUUUGGGCCACUGUGCCUUCCACAUUAACUGAAACAAGAAGACCCUCGGCUUCUGUAUUAUGGCCUGUAGAAGAUCAAACAAACAUCCCGGUGGAAGGUAUAUCUCUUUAUGAUCCUCCCACUCCCCAAAACGAUGGCCCAAUUAUGGAAUUCCCAACAAAUGAUACACUACCAUCCCCUGUUUCUGAUAAACCACAAACAUCCGAAUCAACGUCAGAAGAAGCAAUUGUUAUGUUUGGUGAAAGACCUUCAGUGGAAAAGCUCUACAGAGAUAUUGACAAAUAUUUACCUGGACACGACCUUGAUAAAGAAAUCCUUGUGGAGCCGGCACCACCAAUUACAGCCAUUUCUCCUGUGGUGUCAAGAAGGUUAUUGGGCCACAGACAAUCAGUCCGUGUGGUUGCCAAACAAGCACACCAGAGAUGGAGACAGGCAACGACCAAUGUCAUGAUGGUAAAUACAUUACUCAGAAGAAAGAGUACAAAAAUGUGGGAUAGACCUGUGGAACGUGUUAAGCCUGGUGAAGAAACUAUCAUUGUUGCUACAGAUACACUUACACCAACAAAGUUUCGAUGGAUGCGUGGUAACCUGAUUGGAAGAGGAUCAUUUGGUCGUGUCUAUCAUGCUCUCAAUAUUGCUGCUGGUGAAUGGAUUGCUGUCAAGCAACUUGAUAUGGCUGUAACUGCAUCCGAUCAUCGUAACCAAGAACUACAAGAUCGUUCCGAUGCAUUGUAUAGGGAAAUUCGCUUAUUGAAAGAUUUGGAUCAUGAAAAUAUUGUUCAAUACAUUGGUUAUGAUUCUGAUCUGAAGGAAGGACAUACAUACAUCUUUUUAGAAUAUGUUCCUGGUGGUAGUAUCAGUGGUCUGUUACAUCAAUACCAGUCCUUUGAUGAACCACUGGUAAAGUUCUUUACUCGACAAAUCCUUUGUGGUCUCGAAUAUUUACACGACAAGAAUAUUCUCCAUCGUGAUAUUAAAGGUGGUAAUGUCUUGAUUGAUUUAGACGGUGUCUGCAAAAUUACAGAUUUCGGCCUAUCCAAGAAUCAGAAACAAGGUGUUUAUGAUCCCGUCUCAGAUCACACAAACAUGAAGGGGACAAUCUUUUGGAUGGCUCCUGAAGUCCUGUCAGAAAAUUACAGCGCAAAGGUGGAUGUUUGGAGUCUUGGUUGUACAGUUUUAGAAAUGGUAACUGGUAGACAUCCGUGGACGGAAUUGACUACCUUGGCCGCCCUGUACCAAAUCGGUUCGCACAAGGCCCCAGAAAUACCUUCCCACCUUUCAGAUGAAGCCAAAGACUUUUUGCAGUUGUGCCUCAAGAUCAAACCCGAAGACAGGCCAACAGCAAGCGAACUAUUACAGCAUCCUUUUGUCCAGCCUGAUCCCACGUAUGACUUUAAAACAUCCUUAAAAAUGCAAAAGAAAAAAGAGGAGGUGCCAUACCCUACCAACUUUUAAUUUCCUAUACCACCAUCGCUAUCUUAUUACCAUUACUACUCUAUACAUAAAUAAAUAUACAAUACUGUCAUCAGUUCUGGGUUCGAUGAAAUGCGAUAAACACGAGCAUAUUAUCCCCGACUAUGUGUUUAAAAUGUCUUGAAAUUUAAUUUUGAAAAGCUUGGCAAGCUCUCGAUCUUCAUAACGUUUGCUGUCUUGCUUUCAUGUAACCUAUUAGAGGUUGCACAUAGCCAAAAGUAGCACAACAAACGCACGACUAGGCAUU
Molecule: messenger RNA, 2724 nt
Organism: Mucor mucedo
Lineage: Eukaryota; Fungi; Mucoromycota; Mucoromycetes; Mucorales; Mucoraceae
Product: kinase-like domain-containing protein
Exons: 5
Coding region: 198-2459 (753 amino acids)
Biological process (GO): protein phosphorylation
Molecular function (GO): protein kinase activity; ATP binding
Source: RefSeq, a predicted model, not a curated record